Colletotrichum higginsianum IMI 349063 is the source of this 2463-nucleotide messenger RNA. RefSeq names its product AAA family ATPase. Lineage: Eukaryota; Fungi; Ascomycota; Sordariomycetes; Glomerellales; Glomerellaceae. The transcript is spliced from 8 exons. The record is from RefSeq and is a predicted model, not a curated record. Gene Ontology annotation, molecular function: ATP binding; ATP hydrolysis activity. Bases 1 to 2463 code for a protein of 820 amino acids.
AUGUAUGAAAACCUCAAGUCUGGUAGGGAUGACAAAGUAGCGUUCGAAAACCUAUGGAUGCUUUUCGACGCCGGAACCACCAUCUAUUGCCCCUACAGAAACGGAACAGAAAUCUUCCACACCUACGAGGCGCUUAGCGAGCGAACAUGUACCACAGAACCAUCCCUUGACAUGACCUACACCCGUGCCAGGUCCUCGCCCCAGGCGUACUGCGUUCUUGCUACGAGGGGCGGCGUUCCUUUGAGGAAAUCGCUUAUGCCAGGCGGCAUCGAGGAAGACGAUGAGGAGAAUGAUUUCUUGCAAAGCAUAGACGUCUUGCUUCGAUUGGAGCAACUGGAGCUCCUCCGACAGGGAGAAUCUGGAGGGAAUCGCAAAGAUGCGGCGCAGCCGGCUCUGGGACGGCAUGGACUUGGUGGUGCGCCAACCAGACGGACCAAAAAUGCCAUGUCGGGAUUGAUUAUCGCCUGUUUCAGCAUCGAGUAUGACGGCUACCGAUACGGUCCCCAGAGGGAGCUAUUCGAGAUCAAGCCUUACGACGGGUUGAAGGAUGUACGAAGCAUGGAAAUCUUUCCGGUGCAGUACUUGGGUGAUGCAGAGAUGGGCCGUCUCCUUCAAAGAGGCAGAAAGUUUGUCGACCUCGCAAACAACGCCCACAUGUCUUAUGAAGGCACCACCGCCGGCAACGCCCGCGAGACGAUUAAUUCCGAUGUUAUCGUCGACUUCAAAAUCGCGUUUGAACGGAAUACCGACCUUCCUGACGUUUCCGAAAUCAAACCCUUCAUUUCGAAAGAAAUCAAAGACCAUUGGCCAGUAAUUCCCAGCAGAGAGCAGUUGGAAGUCCAUGAUUGGUAUGAGCAUGAAGAUGUUGGAGCCGAAGAGCUUGACGACCACCGUUGGUGCUACGCAAUGUCUUGUCAAAAGCCAACGUAUUACGCCCAUCAGGACGCACAAGGUCAAAAGGUUCUACGAAAGCUCUGGCUGUUAUUCGACAGCCAUGCGUCACCAAGCGCGCAGACAAGGAGGGCCCGGGAAGAGCUCAAAUUAUAUCUUGAGGAAAACAACCUCAUGGGACUUUUCCCCGGAGUCGUUCCCGGAUACGCCCUGCGAAACCGCAAAUGGGUUCAACUGGACUUGGAUCGACUUCAGGUCGUUCACCACGACGACGAAUGGAACAAUCUCGUUUUGCCGAAGGGCCACAGAGAGAUGGUGCAGGCCAUGGUUGAGUCGUACACCAAAAGGUCAGACGAGUCUCAGCCGACACACGAUGAAGUUCCUGACAAGAUUGACUUGGAUCUUGUUCGAGGAAAAGAGAUGAGUGUUGCUGCGAGUGCUGAUCAUCGGAUUAUGAAGGCAAAGGAUGCAUCAUUUUGCUCCACGGUGCUCCUGGGGUCGGAAAGACUUCCACUGCUGGUGCGAACUCCAUCCUCAUCCCCAGAAUGCGUAGCGGCAUACACCAAACGGCCCUUGUACCCGAUUACAUGUGGUGACAUUGGACACCUUCCGGAGGUUGUUGAAGCAAAUUUGGAGAAGCACUUCAAAUUAGCCCACAAGUGGGCUUGUGUUUUGCUUCUAGACGAAGCAGAUGUGUUUCUUGCGAAGCGAACUAAAACCGAUGUGAAACGGAAUGGACUCGUGUCGGUUUUCCUUCGCAUUCUGGAAUAUUACCCGGGCAUCCUAUUCCUGACAACAAACCGGGUUGGCGCCAUCGAUGACGCAUUCCGCUCGCGACUUCAUCUCACGCUGUACUAUCCAAAGCUCGUGGAGAAGCAAAGCAUCAAGAUCUGGAAGAACAACAUCAAGAAGCUGAAAGAGGUCAACGAGCAUCGGGUCAGCAGAGGCCAGCUGCCCAUCAAGUACGACAAGAAUGAGAUCAUCAAGUGGGUCGAGCUCAACUGGGAGAACCUCCAAUGGAACGGACGUCAAAUCAGGAACGCAUUCCAGACCGCGAUUGCGUUGGCGGAAUUCAAGGCCCAGUCCCGGAAGUCCAGCAAGCGAACAAGCCAGGACCCUCCGUCACCAGAUCCCAAGAGCUCCAAGCCACCUGUUUUGAACCAGGACACCUUCCUCUUGAUUGCAGAGGCCUCUAACCAGUUCAAUGACUACCUCCUACAGACGCACGGUCAGGAUGAGGAGGCGACCGCUUCCAGGGACCAGAUGAGGCCGGCCAACUUCAAGAUGAAGCCGACGAGAAUCAAGAGGGUGGAAUCUUCCGAGUCGGACACGAACAGCGAUUCGAGCGGCCAUUCAGACUCUGGUUCUGAGUCGGACGAGAGUGACGAUGCUGGGCCCUCUGAUUCCGACUCAGGAACGGAAAAGAAGGCUAAAAAAGCCAAGAAGGCGAAGAAAGGAAAGAAGGCGAAAGCAAAGAAGAGCAAGGACAAAGCCGAGAAGGUCAAGAAGGACGAGGAAUCUUUGGGAGAGGGAGAGAAGAAGAAGAAAAAGAAGAAAAAGUCAGAGGAGUGA